AUGUGCCGUAAUCUUCCAUCUCUUACAGGGCUUCAUCUUUCUAAAAAUCAAUUGAGUGGCACGAUUCCCACAAAUCUAUCCCAAUGUUCAGGGGUUGAGGUGUUGAGCCUCUCUUACAACUCUUUUUGUGGGGAGAUACCUUCAGAAAUCGGCUACUUAACAUCUCUUCAGUUGUUAUAUCUUGGUGGUAACAAUUUGAAUGGAAUACUACCACAUGAGAUUGGCCAUCUUCAGAGUCUGGUUAGUUUUGGUGCUGAACAGAAUGAGAUUGCGGGCUCAAUUGAUUUCAAUAUUUUCAUGAAUAUGUCUUCUCUGCAAAACAUAAAUCUAUGGCGCAACAAAUUCACGGGGAACCUUUCAAGGGAUGUCGGGAAUAUUACCAUGCUAACAGAGUUAUACUUCCAGGAAAACCAUUUAACAGGUACAACAGAGUAA
Messenger RNA from Salvia miltiorrhiza (redroot sage), 435 nucleotides. Its product is annotated as receptor-like protein 53. The coding region runs from base 1 to 435 and encodes 144 amino acids. Gene Ontology annotation, molecular function: protein binding. The transcript has 2 exons. Lineage: Eukaryota; Viridiplantae; Streptophyta; Magnoliopsida; Lamiales; Lamiaceae. Gene Ontology annotation, cellular component: plasma membrane. The record is from RefSeq and is a predicted model, not a curated record.